CCUUGCUAUCUCUCGCUCAACGCUGUGCUAUUCAGCACUCGGCAAGAUCUUGCGUUCUUUACGCGGUACUGCCAGGCAGCAGUCUUUUAAUGAUGAUUCUAAGAUGGUUUUUCGUCAUCUCUUUCGCCUUACCGAACGUAUUUGCCCAGCCUGAGAAAGGAAAAGGGUCAUUUAAACGACCCGCAUUUUGUACCAAACCCCUGGAUCACGGACCAUGCAGGGCAAAUGUGACGUAUUGGUAUUUUCAUGAAAAACAUCACGAAUGCAAGUUGUUUAAUUAUGGAGGCUGUGGCGGCAAUCGCAACCGAUUCUGGACCGAAAAAAGGUGCUACUAUAGGUGUGCGGCACCUGGUAGACAAAAAAUUCUGUGCAGCGUAUAUCCAGAUCCUAAGCCCUGUAACUCGACAUUCCAAGCCUGGUACUUCAGCAAAAAGGAUAAUGCCUGCCACAGAUUGCCAAGAGGGAUGUGCACAAGUACCAUCAACAGGUUCAUGUGGUGCGAGAAAUGCAUGAACAGAUGUAGUGCGGAGAACUCUAGGGCAGCCUGCAGGAGAGAGUACCAAAGAAUUAAAGAAGAGGAGAACACGAUAAAACAAGCGCAGACUCCGGCUGUAGUUGCACCGGGAGGAGCUGCAAUCGGGACUUCACCGGGACUACCAUCAUCCGGCGCUGGGUCCCCUGCACCGACGUCACCUCCAGAAGUAGCCACCCAGGUGAAACCAGAAAAUGUUCUUGGCCCUCCUGCACAGCUACCAAGUACACCAUUACCGUUGCCGCCAGCACCCGCACCUGCUGCAGCAGGGCGAACAGAGUCAGGAACAUCAAGACACGAGAACGUAGAAGCAAUGAGUGGCACAACAGGGGCUGUGCCAGGAGUAGGUGGUCCGGCAAAUACCUUACCAAACCAGGCACAACAAAUAGGAGCGUUUCCUGGGGGUUCACAAGGUCUUAGCCCCACAAUAGGAGAUUCAGGGCCACUGUCUGAGACAAAUGGCUUGGAAGAAGGCAGCUCUAGGCACUUAAGUCCGGUGGCUGUCACACACAAAGAAGAAUACGGAGAAACAGCUCAAGGAAUCCGGAGCGGACCUUGGCUGUCAUAAAACCAACAGGACCGAAAAAUCAGCAAAGUGGUCCGGCAUUGGUGGAAAUCUUGAGAGAAAUACCAGGUG
Messenger RNA from Rhipicephalus microplus (southern cattle tick), 1169 nucleotides. RefSeq lists its product as uncharacterized. NCBI's taxonomy places the organism in Eukaryota, Metazoa, Arthropoda, Arachnida, Ixodida, Ixodidae. Gene Ontology annotation, molecular function: serine-type endopeptidase inhibitor activity. The record is from RefSeq and is a predicted model, not a curated record.